GCUUCAGCCUCCCCCCACCCCAAGUCUCUCUGGCAUCUCCCAUCCCGAUUGCUGCAGUGACACUGGGUUCGAGCACCCACAUGUAGCGGCAGGGAGACCCCUGUCGUAGCUUCGGCCUCGGGGUGGGCAGGCAGAUACCCCCGCAGAGCUUUCCUCUGCCAGGCACCCCAGUUCAGCCUCCUCUCUCCCGAGCUCCUGGCCCUCAGGCGCUGCGGUGAGGAGACCCCUCCUGGCAUUGCUCGAUGCCCCUCUGGGCUGAGCGCACCCUGAGCCAGCUGGGAAGCGGCCGGUGAGUCCAGCAUCCGGGGACUGCUGUGCCACUUGGCCACUGCCCUGCCGUCCUUGUGUACAGCACCGAGCGCGGCCGGCCCUACUGCAGCCGUCGUCUGUCACGUGGCCGGGGUCCUAAUGACCCCCCUCUGUGCAGGUGCAGGGGCUGGUGAGGUUUGUUGACCACCCUCAGCAAGCUCUCUCAGGCUUCCUACCCUGGACUGCAGCAGGGCUCGCCCUGCAUUUAUGAGGGAGCAGCAUGCUGAGGGGUCUGGGUCAUGUCCUGCCAGGCCAGGAAGGGGCCUGGAGCUCCCCCCCCGCCUGUCCUGAUGCCCCGGCAGGUUGGAGGGCAGGCUGGGACUUCCCUGUAUCUUCCAAGAAGCCUGGAGCCUGCGGGGGAGCUGUCUCAAGGCCCCAAAACCAGGCUCCAUGGGUGAGCUGCUGCCAGGCCCCUUCCCUGCCUGAGCCCUCGGUUCGGCCUCUCCUGCUUCCCUGCCCUCUACCCUGGCUCCGUCGCCUGCGCUCGGUGGCUCUCGCUGGUCAGAUGUGGGGUCCCCCAGCCGCCAUCUGGCUGGUCCCCUGGGCCCAAUCCUGCAAGUGUGGGGAGCUCCAGCCCUUGAAGCAUCCCUACAUCACUCAGGGACGUGCUGGGGCCUCGGGAAGGGGCCCAGCUCCCAGGGAGGCUCAUGGAGCCCGGGCUCAGCUCCCCUCUGCCUCGUGCAGCCAUGGUCAGUCCAGAACAGGACCCCGGCAGAGACUUUCCGGACUGGUCUCUUCUACCACUGCUGCCCUGGGCUGGGAGCACAAGGGGGUGGGACACCCGGCUGCUAUCAGAAGGACCCGCCUGCUCCCGUGGGUUGCGAGUGGAUCUGAGAAGCACUUAGGCCUGUGCGUGUGUGGCGGGGGGUGGGGUCUGUGCCCCGGCCCCGCAUGAAAUCUCAGGUCCCAUCAGCCUCGCAGUGACCUGCAGCCUCCGCUUUGAGGGGGCUCCUCCAGGGUCUGGUGACAUCAGCCCUCCCUGCGGGCUAGCAUGCAGAGCUGCCUCUCUGGGUCCCAGGCUGGCUUCUCCCCCUGCUUUGCGGUGUCGGAGCGGCCGGAGCCCCCGGCAGCAACGCGGCGCCUACGUCUUUAAAGCUUUCCCCAGCCCCGUUUGAAUGAGCGCGAGGGGGGGGCGCCCGGCUAUUGGCAGAGCUCCCCGUGACAUCCCUCCCGACAGCCCGGCUGAGCUGCGCUUCCCUGCGCCCGGCACAGCCGUCGGCUCCGAAGUGGCCGCGGAUCCAGGGCCGGAGGGAAGGAGGGGGUCAACUUCCACCCAGCUGACCAUUCCCCAGCAAGAUCCCUCUCGCGGCAGGGCCAGCCAUGGAGUCACCGUUGAGCUGGGGGAAGAGCUGACGUGCCCGAGCCCAGAGCGCCGGCGCCCAUCACCGCGCCGCGCUGUGCCCGCCAUGUCGAGCAGCCCCGCAACACCAGAAAACCUGGAGAUCAUGAAGGAGGCGGAGAAGCGGCUGGGGGACGAGCCAACACACAAGGCCAAGUUCGCGAUGCGGUCGCCGAGCAAGGAGGAGGCAGACAAGGACGGGGAGGAGCCCGGUGUGCGGCAGGAAGCUCAGAGGCGACCGUCAAACCACGGGCACAACAGGAAACGAGCCAAGUCCAACUCGAAGCUGAAGCUGGUGCGGAGCCUGGCCGUGUGUGAGGAGUCCACCAGCCCCUUCGUGGAUGGGCUGCUGGAGCCCCAGGACAUCAUCCAGCUCCAUGUCAGUUGCCCCUCGGACAAGGAGGAGGAGAAAUCGGCAAAGGACGGAGCCGAGAAGGAGGAAAAGGGCAAGGAGAAGGCGCCACGCAAGAUGCUCUCACGAGACUCCAGCCAAGAGUACACGGACUCCACCGGCAUCGACCUGCACGAAUUCCUAGUAAAUACACUGAAAAAAAACCCAAGGGAUCGAAUGAUGCUGCUAAAGUUAGAACAGGAAAUCCUGGAGUUCAUUAGCGAUAACAACAAUCAGUUCAAGAAGUUCCCUCAGAUGACCUCGUACCACCGCAUGCUGCUACACCGCGUUGCCGCCUACUUUGGCAUGGACCACAACGUGGACCAGACCGGCAAGGCCGUCAUCAUCAACAAGACUGGCAACACUCGCAUCCCGGAGCAGCGCUUCUCAGAGCACAUCAAGGAUGAGAAGAGCGCAGAGUUCCCCCAGCGCUUCAUCCUCAAACGGGAUGACGCCAGCAUGGACCGGGAUGAGAACCAGAUGCGGCUCCCAUUGCAGGAUGGGCGGCGGAGCAAGUCCAUCGAGGAGCGCGAAGAGGAGUACCAGCGCGUCCGCGAGCGCAUCUUCGCCCGUGAGGAACGCCAGAACGGCUACCUGACCGACAGCAGACUCGCCCAAGACGCCUUGUCCUGUAGCUCGCACAAAAGGCGCCAGAUCUUUAGGGGAAACCGGGACGGGCUGCCCCGGCCCCCGGGCAGCCGGCAGAGCAGCACAGAGAGCGAGCUGAAGUCACUGGAGCCGCGACCCUGGAGCAGCACUGACUCAGAUGGCUCGGCCCGGAGCCUGCGCCCGCCUGUCACCAAGGCCAGCAGCUUCAGCGGCAUCUCCAUCCUCACCCGCGGUGACAGCAUCGGCAGCAGCAAGGGUGCUGGGGCCAGCCGGGCGGCCAGGCCAGGUCUGAUGCUGGCCACCCCGGAGCCUGGCAGCCCAGCGGCCACAUCCCAGCCAGGGCGCGGGGGGCUCCUGCCCUGUUCUGCCCAGCCCCAACCACAGCCCCCGCCUCGCGCGAUGAGCAACCACCUCCUGUCGCAGCCUGUCCCAGCCCUGCAGCCUGUUCAGUACUCUCCAAGCUCCUGCCCCCAAGUCCUCCUGCCCGUGUCUCCGUCCCAGCAGUACAACAUGGCCGAGGAGCUCAGCACCCCUUUCGGGCAGAUCAGCCUCAGCCGCCAGGGCUCCACGGAGGCUCCAGACCCCUCCCCCAGUGCCCUCUUCCAGCCCCCGCUCCUCUCCCAGCCCCCGCAGCAGACGGGCUUCAUCAUGGCCUCACCCGGGCAGCCUGGAGCCCCCUCCAGCUACUCCGCCUCGGGGCACACGGCCACCACCCAGCAGGUCCUGCAGCCCCAGGGCUACAUCCAGCCGCCCCAGCAAAUUCAGGUCUCAUACUACCCUCCUGGGCAGUACCCCAGCUCCAGCCAGCAAUACCGCACCCUGAGCCAUCCUGUGGCAUACAGCCCUCAGCGCAGCCAGCAGCUCCCCCAGCAGUCACAGCAGCCUGGGCUGCAGCCCGUGAUGUCCGGCCAGCAGCAGCCAUACCAGGGCGUGAUGGGGGUGCAGCAGUCCCAGACCCCCGGCCUCCUUGGCAGCCAGCGCAGCAGCGUCGGGGGGCAGAUGCAGGGGCUGAUGGUCCAGUACACACCACUGCCUUCCUACCAGGUGCCGGUGGGCUCAGAGGCGCAGGGCGUGGUGCAGCAGCCGUUCCAGCAGCAGGUGCUGGUGCCCGCCAGCCAGUCGGUGCAGGGUGGGCUGCAGGCCGGGGGGCUGCCUGUCUACUACAGCGUCAUCCCCACGGCCCAGCAGAACGGGACCAGCUCGUCUGUUGGGUUCCUGCAGCCGCCCGGCAUCGAGCAGUACCAGCUGCCCCAGUCCCCAUCGCCCUGCAGCCCGCCACAGAUGCAGCAGCAGUAUUCAGCCCAGGCCAGCACCCAGCUGAGCAGCCCCAUCACAUCCCCCACCCAGUCCCCGACGCCGUCGCCCGUCACCAGCCUCAGCAGCGUCUGCCCGGGGCUGAGCCCCCUCCCCGUCCUCGCCCAGUUCCCCCGGCCCGUGGGCCCAGCACAAGGCGACGGGCGCUACUCGCUGCUGGGGCAGCCUCUGCAGUACAACCUGGCACUGUGCCCCCCCCCGCUGCUGCACAGCCAGCCCGGCUACACCUCGCACCAGAGCCAGACAGGAAUGAAGCACGGGAACAGGGGCAAGAGGCAGGCCCUCAAGUCCGCAUCCACUGACCUCGGGACCAGCGAUGUAGUGCCGGGCCGUGUGCUGGAGGUGACGGACCUGCCCGAGGGCAUCACGCGCAGCGAGGCCGACAAGCUCUUCACGCAGCUGGCUAUGGCGGGCGCCAAGAUCCAGUGGCUGAAGGAGACGCGGGGCCGGCGCGGGGCAGGCGCGGGGGCCGGGGACGGGCGCGCGGGGCCUGAGAACGGGCGGCACCCCGACCUCAUGGGGCAGUCCCCCAAGCUGUGCCCUGGCCCCCAUGAGUGUGGCCAGCCCCCGCCCAGCUCGGGUUUCACUGUCAUGCGGGCGCAGCUGUCCUGGCCCGUCCGCGGGCACCGCCUGGAGCUGGAGUGA
This is a messenger RNA of Alligator sinensis (Chinese alligator), 4607 nucleotides long. RefSeq names its product R3H domain containing 2 (gene R3HDM2). Gene Ontology annotation, molecular function: nucleic acid binding. NCBI's taxonomy places the organism in Eukaryota, Metazoa, Chordata, Crocodylia, Alligatoridae. The record is from RefSeq and is a predicted model, not a curated record.